Molossus molossus (Pallas's mastiff bat) is the source of this 1657-nucleotide messenger RNA. RefSeq names its product chitinase 1 (gene CHIT1). Gene Ontology annotation, molecular function: chitin binding; chitinase activity. Gene Ontology annotation, cellular component: extracellular region. The coding region runs from base 80 to 1477 and encodes 465 amino acids. The transcript is spliced from 11 exons. Lineage: Eukaryota; Metazoa; Chordata; Mammalia; Chiroptera; Molossidae. The record is from RefSeq and is a predicted model, not a curated record. Gene Ontology annotation, biological process: carbohydrate metabolic process; chitin catabolic process.
GCGGGGCGCCUGGGCGGAUAAAAGGAGGGCAGGUGGCAGCGCUGGUCACCGGGCUGCAGUCUGUCGCCAAGCCAACGCCAUGGCGUGUUCCGUGGCCUGGGCAGGUCUGGUAGCUCUGCUGCUGAUCCCGUGCGGCUCCGCGGAGAAGCUGGUCUGCUACUUCACCAACUGGGCCCAGUACAGGCAGGGGGCCGCCCGCUUCCUGCCCAAGGACGUGGACCCCCACCUCUGCACCCACCUCGUCUACGCCUUCGCGGGCAUGAAGGGCCACCAGCUCGGCACCAUCGAGUGGAACGAUGAGCAGCUCUACAGGGACUUCAAUGGCCUGAAACAGAAGAACCCCAAGCUGAGGACACUGCUGGCUGUCGGCGGCUGGAACUUCGGCACCCAGAGGUUCACGGACAUGGUGGCCACAGCCCAGAACCGCCAGACCUUCAUCAACUCCGCCAUCGCAUUUCUGCGCAAACACGGCUUCGACGGCCUGGACCUCGACUGGGAGUACCCGGGGAGCCGGGGCAGCCCGCCCGCAGACAAGCAGCGCUUCUCCGCCCUGGUGCAGGAGCUGGCCAGCGCCUUCCAGCAGGAAGCCCGGCUCUCAGGGAGGGGGCGCCUGCUCCUGAGCGCGGCCGUCCCGGCUGGGGCGCAGCAGGUGGACGCGGGGUACGAGGUGGACAGAAUCGCUCGGGACCUGGAUUUCAUCAGCCUGAUGGCCUAUGACCUCCACGGCUCCUGGGAGAAGAGCACGGGACACAACAGCCCCCUCUACAGGAGGCCGGGGGAGAGCGGGGCAGAGGCCCAGCUCAACGUGGACUUUGCCGUGCAGCUGUGGCUACAGAAGGGGGUGCCCGCCAGCAAGCUGGUCCUCGGCAUGCCCACCUACGGACGGUCCUUCACCCUGGCCUCCGCAUCGGACACCCGGGUGGGGGCCCCAGCCACGGGGCCUGGAGCCCCCGGCCCCUUCACCAAGGAGGCGGGGCUGCUGGCUUACUACGAGGUCUGCUCCUGGAAGGGGGGUGCCCAGCACAGGAUCCCAGACCAGGAGGUGCCCUACGUCACCCGCGGUGACCAGUGGGUGGGUUUUGAUGACGUGGACAGCUUCCGAGCCAAGGUCAGCUACCUGAAGCAGAAAGGGCUGGGCGGGGCCAUGGUCUGGGCGCUGGACAUGGACGACUUUGCCGGCUCCUUCUGCAGCCAGGGCCCCUACCCCCUCGUCAGGACCUUGCAGACGGAGCUCCGUCUUCCGUAUACGCCCUCAGAACGCCCCCGGCCUGAGACUGCCCCACCAGGCCAGCCCUCUGACCCCGAGCACGGCCCCAGCUCUGGACAAGACACCUGCCAGGGCCGAGCUGAUGGACUCUACCCCAACCCUCGGGACCCGUCCAGCUACUACAGCUGUGCAGGGGGACGGCUGUUCCAGCAAAGCUGCCCCCCGGGCCUGGUGUUCAGCUCUUCCUGUAUGUGCUGCACCUGGGGGUGAGCCCGCGGCCAGGGCCUGGUGUCCCCCACAGCCUCAGCUUCCCUGGCAGUGGAGUCAGGCUCUGGCAGCCUCUCUGUGGGCUCUCCAUCACCAACUUUCUGCCCUCAGACUGGGUCCCUUUCGGCCUGGUCCUCAGCUGCCUCUUUUAUAUGCAAAAAUAAACCUUCAGUUUGCACCCCA